CGAAGAAACACCCCACUCAACACAAACCCUCCACGUCUCACCGCCGACCUCGACAUCCCAAAGCGGAGGCUUCAAAUUGAGUACACAACCUUUCCAAAUACCAUUGCCACUACCACCCUUGUUCUUCAUAGCUGCAGUUGCUGCACUAGUACUAUCACGAUGCUCCUCUUCUACCACGGCCCCCAGAACAAACAAAACACCCCCAUUCCUAGCCCACACCUGUUCGCGCUCUCGGCGUCCCUCUUCUCCUUCUUCCCCGGCCAUGCUAUUAUCAGUAUCUCGACUAUCAUCACCAUCUUCAUCGCCGCGUGCGAGAAUCCGCAGGAUCCUGACGUGUUUUGUACUGGCAGAAGAUACUCUAGCGCUACGCUCGUCGGCACCGCGGGGGAGUUGGUUGUAAAACAAUGGCUCUGCGGUUUCCACGAUCCAGCUCUGCAGACACGUGGCUAGUCCACCUGGGACAUAUCGUCCUUUUUUGCGAUGCGGAGAGAAGAUUUCCGGGGGUGGGUUUGCAGCGGAUGUUGAGGAGCGCGAGCGGGAGGGCGAAGAUGGUGAGGAUGGUGGAAGGAUGAAGUGCGGUCUUGUGCUCGUGAUUGGAACACUAGGAGUCGCUAUUGUCAUCGUUGAGGGGUUUGGAGCAAGGUUAUUGGUUCUUGGAGUUAUCGUGUAGGGUUUGAAGCGGGUAGAUGGGUUUUUCGGCGCUGGGGUUUGUCGCAAGGUGUGUGGUUGCGGUCGCGGUUGCGGUUGCGGAGUCGGGGACGAUCGUACUGAGCGAUGGAGUUUUGGUUUUUUCGAAGGUGGUUGUUCGGAUUCGAAGAGCAUUUCUUCAGAUUCUGGGGCUUCGCUUUCUGGUUUUUCUCGGGUGGUGGUUUGGCCAUUGUCUUCUCUUGCGAAGUCCGCUAGCAUGUCCACGUCUUUCGCCGGGAGGUGAGAUCGUACACUCUGUUCUUCGUAUCCGGCUAUCCGCGUGAAUAGCGAAUCGUCAUUCUCAUCAUCUUCCACGGUUUCCAUCGGUUGCGGAAACCGAGAUGUUGGGGAAGAAGAAGGCGAAAGGUCCUCGAUGCUUUCAGUCCUAGCCAACUUCAACGGUCUCACUUGACGCGGUCGCGGCGUUUCCACCAGGCCCAGUCCUAGCUCUUCGUGCCUAGCACCGUCUCUCCUCCCACCAUCAUGUCCCAAGGUUCCUCUCGGUCCAGUUCUAGAACUAAUGGUAGACACGUUCGGUCGUUCCGCCGACAAGGAUGAACUUGAAGCUUUGCCGAUAACAAAGCGUUUUCGAAUAGGCGUACCCGUUUUACUCGUUCCUUCCGUCCCUGUCGUCGUCGGAACAGUGACAUGUCUUAGACCGGACUGUGGAGUCGCUUUCGAUUUCCUUUCGGAUUUGGCUGGUGGCGGCGCACGGGCGGCCAGGAAGCGAUGUGGCGAUGGGGUAUUGAAAGGCAUUACUAUUGUGUCAAAUCUACACCGGUCGAUGGACACAGUAGUAUU
Messenger RNA from Periconia digitata, 1488 nucleotides. NCBI's taxonomy places the organism in Eukaryota, Fungi, Ascomycota, Dothideomycetes, Pleosporales, Periconiaceae. The record is from the annotation of a GenBank genome assembly.